CGCUGCUACACCCGGUCGACAAAGACCAUCUCAUUCUUUCAUCCUCGAUGCCUUUGGAGGCCCUGAAUUAAUCUCGUAUUUAUUCAGAGCUCUGGCUGAGGGCACAAUAUGACGGACAAGCUCCCCCCUCCGCUGUUGGCGCUGUUUCAACCUCGCCCGCCUUUGCGUUAUGUCACGCCCAUCGAGCGUGCCCCCGAAGACUGCAAGAAAAGUAGCAUCGGUGGUAUUGCGCAGUUCCUUGGCGAGGUGAAGAAUUAUGAAGAGGAGAUUCCGUACACGCCUACGGAAAGUUGGAUCCAGCGCAAAUUGCGCCAGAAGGUGGAGAAAAAGGAGAACUUGGAGAAGCAAGUGACGGAUGGGCUUCAGACUUUUGACCCGAACAACGACCAACAAGCACGAGGCGAUCCGUUCAAGACGCUCUUUGUCGCCCGUCUGAGCUACGAUGUCAAGGAGUCGGACCUGGAACGGGAGUUUGGCCGGUUCGGCCCUAUCGAACGGAUUCGCAUUGUGAAAGACACUGUUACUCCGAAAGGCUCCAAGAAAUCACACAAGGGAUAUGCUUUUAUUGUGUAUGAGCGCGAAAAGGACAUGAAAGUUCUCUUGCCGAUUUCAGCUGCCUACAAAGAGACGGAUGGUAUCCGCAUCAAGGACCGCCGUGUUCUGGUAGAUGUCGAGCGCGGUCGUACCGUCAAGGGAUGGAAGCCCCGUCGCUUUGGCGGUGGUCUUGGCGGUCGUGGUUACACCAAGGCCUUGCCCUCGCGGCCCAUCGGACCCGGCUCAUUUAACGCCCCCUCAGGUCCCGGAGGCUAUGGAGGUGGAUUCCGGGGUGGUUUUGGGGGUGGCAGAGGUGGCAGAGGUGGUUUCCGUAAUGACCGUGGAUUUGGAGGACCCCGAGGCGGUAUUGGAUACCAAGGAGGCCGUAACGGAUUCGGUGGACAGGCUCCUCCCAACGCUCCCUCGGGACCAGGAGGCGGACGCAACGCUGGAUUCGGUGGUGGUCCUGGUGGCCCUGGUGGCCUUGGUGGUCCCCCCGGUGGCCCCGGUGGCGGCAGGUUUGAACGUGAACCCAGAGGUGCUACCGGCAGCAACCGUGAGCCCAUCAGGCCCCGGGAAGGCUUCGGUGACCGUGAUCGACGAGACCGUGAUCGCGACCGCGACAGUGACCGUCACAGAGACCGUGAUAGGGGAGAUAGCUAUCGCUAUCGUGACCGUGACCGUGAACGCGACCGCGAUCGCGACAGGUACGGAGGUCGGGGCGACGAGUACGGGCGGAAGAGAUACCACGAAGAUGACUCGUAUGAUGACCCCCGUGCCAAAAGAAGAUACUGA
Messenger RNA from Aspergillus sclerotioniger CBS 115572, 1329 nucleotides. Its product is annotated as U1 small nuclear ribonucleoprotein 70 kDa. Gene Ontology annotation, biological process: mRNA splicing, via spliceosome. Bases 109 to 1329 code for a protein of 406 amino acids. NCBI's taxonomy places the organism in Eukaryota, Fungi, Ascomycota, Eurotiomycetes, Eurotiales, Aspergillaceae. Gene Ontology annotation, molecular function: U1 snRNA binding; mRNA binding. The record is from RefSeq and is a predicted model, not a curated record. The transcript has 4 exons. Gene Ontology annotation, cellular component: U1 snRNP; precatalytic spliceosome; U2-type prespliceosome.